CUGCCCUGAACGCCUCCGUCCUCCCGUAUCUACCUCACAAUGAAGGUGAAAAGCCUGAGUCGAACAGCAAACUCCUGUUGGUCGCCAGAGGAAGUCCAGUCGGGAAUAUAUUUGGCAGCUGGUACUACAGCUCAGCAAGUGGACGCCUCAUUCAGCACAUCGUCGCAGCUCGAAAUCCUCGCGCUCGAUGUCGCGUCUCCCGAAAAAGAAUUCAAACCCGUGGUUGUCACCCAAUGCGAUCACCGGUUCCACAAAAUCGUCUGGGGAGCUCUGGGAAUCCAACAGUCGACGGCCCCGCUCGGAAUCAUCUGCGGAGGGACCGAAAACGGUACCGUACAAAUCUUCGAUGCACAACGUCUCGUCAACAAUGAGAACGCUCUGCUCUCGGCCUACAAGAACCAUUCGGGUCCGGUGCACGCGCUCGAUUUCAAUCCGUUUCAACACAAUUUGUUGGCAUCCGGGAGUCGAGAGAGCGAAAUCUACAUAUGGGAUCUGAGCAGCACUACCGCGCAGCCCUAUUCGCCCGGAGCGUCGAGUCAACCGCUCGAAGAUGUUGUUUCGCUCGCCUGGAACAGACAGGUCCAACAUAUUCUGGCGUCGACGAUGGCCUCGAGAUGUGUCGUUUGGGAUUUGCGAAAAAGCGAACCGAUUAUCCGAGUCGCCGACUCUUCGUCCCGUUUCCGAUGUAAAGCUGUCGCGUGGAAUCCUCAGGUCGCAACGCAACUCUGUCUCGCGUCCGAGGAUGACACUUGUCCGUGGCUACAGAUCUGGGACUUGCGAUACGCCUCGUCGCCGGUGAAAACUCUGGAAAAGCACUCGAAAGGAGUUCUCUCAAUCAACUGGAACCCGAAGGACCAGGACAUGCUGGUGUCGUGUGGCAAGGGUAGCUCGGUUUGCAUUUGGAACCCCAACGGGGCUCAAGGUUCGGAAUUGAUCUCUGAGCUCACGAGCACGUCCGAGUGGAAUUUCGAAGUUCAGUGGUGUCCACGGAAUCCUGCAUUGGUUUCUCUCGGGAGUUUCACCGGGGAAGUCGCUGUCUAUUCUGUUAUCGGCGGUGAGCAGUCAGGAGCUGGGGACGUCCUCCGAAAAGCGCCGUCCUGGCUGAGUGGAGGGGUUGGAGCACAAUUCGGGUCAACGAUCUCUUUCCAGUUCGGAGGCAAGCUCGUGUCGUUUUCGAAGGAGCUCGGUGCCAAGGUCGACGUCUCUCAAGUAGUCACAGAUGAUACCUUACUAUCGCGAGUCACCUGUAUGGAGGAUGCGCUCUUCAAGCAACAGGCCGAGUCGAAGUUCUGGCAGCUCCGAUUCGAAGGCUCGGAUCCUGAUCUCUGGCGCAUCUUGAACGCUCUACAGGGUCCCGAUCCAGUGACUGAGAUCCAGAAACUCCUCGGCUACUCAUCGAGCAUGAACGAGAAAGAGGAGGAUGACCUUUCCAAUGCAUUUGACAAUUCGGUUUCAAUGAACGGCGUCUGUAAAGAUUCGACCUCAGCGUCGCGGAUCGCAAAUGUGCUCAUUGCCGGCGAGGUCAAUCAAGCGGCCGAACUUUGUCUGAAAACGAGACGUUUCGCCGAAGCUCUAUUCCUGGCAGACUACGCGCAGAAUCCCGUGCUCAAGGAGAACGUUAGAAAGGAAUUUCUGAACGCGAAUCGAGGAGACUCGAUGUGUCGUUUGGUUGCGUGCGUUUCUUCCGGCUUGUGGGAGGAGUUGACUGAGCUGGCUCCGUUGGACGAGUGGAAAUCAACGCUGGCGGCGGUUGUCGGUCACGUUCGAGAUUCGCAACGAGCGCACAAUCUAUGCAGCGCGGUCGGGGACAAGUUAUUCAAAGAAUCUAAAUUCGAAGCGGCAGCCAUGAGCUAUGCCAUCGCUCGAGAUCUCGUCAAGUUAUCGGAGAGCUACCUCGCGAUACACGGAAAGCCCGAAACCAACGAAGCUCUCCAGUCCUACAUGGAAAUCAUGACGGCGGCUAAGGUAGUCAGUGGCUUGCAGCAGUUGCCGAAAGGAAUUUCGAAUUUCGUCGGUGACUACGUGAGUCUUCUAGCCGAGCAAGGUUGUUUGGGAGUAUCGCUUCACUACCUCAACGACUUGGACACGAGCGAUGCCAAACUCGCGCAGCUACGAGACAGGAUCCUCCAGUCCCAAGGCCUGACAACGAGCCAACAAAGUCCUCAGCACAAUCAGUAUUCGAAACAGAACCUCCAGAGAAGUCGGACCCUGAGCUCGUCCAGUUACGAUGCGGGUCGCUCAACGAUUCAGCCUGUCGCGUCUCUGUUUCAAAAUCAGCCGACCUCGGACUACAACUCCAACAUACCGAGCUUCCCCCCGGUCCAAGAGUCGCCGCUAGCAGCGAAAGACGCUCCAUCGAGACCCAUGAGUCGGACUGGAAAGUACCACGCGCUUGUUGACCCGUCGAUCCAGAACUCUGGCCCAGGCUACGGUUUCAACUCCUCGUACGCAUCGCAAGCUUAUCAGGACCCUUACGCGAACAAAUCGCAGUACCAACCCUAUCCUUCGCAACCAGCGACUCCCGCCUACGGUGCGAGCCCGGUGUCCAACACGUUUGGUUUCGCUACUCCGGCCGCGCCGGCCUCUCCUACUAUCGCUGCAGCGAACUUGCCAGCUGGGAACGAUUACACUCGUGACGAGAGGUACUCAGCUCCCGGAUGGAACGAUCCUCCUCCGAUACGAAGAUCUUCGAAGCCCAUCGUGACGCCUUCUGCCAUUCCCGAAUCGAUGCAUCUGAUGACUCCUCUUCCGGCCGCUCCUGUCCCCGCCCCGGAAAACUCAUUCUAUAGUUCGUCAGCUCGUCCGUCGCAACAGCAAAGUUUCCAGCAGGUCCAACAGUUCGAACCGCUGCAGCCCGCUGUCCAACAAUACGUUCCAGCUCCGCCAGCCCACAAACAGCCGCCACCCCCGGUGGAAAAGGGACCGAUACCUACCGAGUACGAGCACUUGUUCAACACGUUCGAAAGACUUCGGCUGGCGUGCCACGGGGUGCAGAACGUCACGGUACAGAAAAAGAUGGACGAUGUGCAGAAGAAACUCGAACAUCUUGGAGACAAGCUGCGGCAAUACGCGUUAUCCGACACAACUGUGCAGUCCCUUCAGCUCAUCGUCGAUGCGAUCACCCGCCAGGACUACAAUCAUGCCUUGCAAGUGUUUGGAUAUGUGGCUCAAACAUCGAACAUGAGCGAGACGAGCGCUUUCUUGCCUGGAAUCAAAACUCUGCUCGCGAUCGCUCAUCAAAAUCAAGUCUUCACGUAGGAUAGGAGCCUUCUUCACUUGGUAGUGUUGGACAAUACAUCGGAGGAGUCGACGCUCUAGGGAAUCGAAUGAGCGUUCGUCGAUGAGGAUAAUUUGAUCAAGCAUCCCGCUCACUGAUCGUUUCGAGUCGUUCCCAAGUGAACUUGUCAACGAAUGCAAUGGUGGUAGUGUCCAGAUCGGCUCUCAUGAUCCACGGGUGGGAGUUCUGGAAGCCACGGGGGAGAAUUUUUAAAAAACGUCGAGACAGAUGCGGUCGGCGAAUUUCGUCACGAUCAUCACGACGAGACUGUUGAUUUAAGAGAUAUCGAUAUGAAAUAAAGGAGUUUU
Galendromus occidentalis (western predatory mite) is the source of this 3585-nucleotide messenger RNA. RefSeq names its product COPII coat complex component secretory 31 (gene Sec31). Gene Ontology annotation, biological process: endoplasmic reticulum to Golgi vesicle-mediated transport; endoplasmic reticulum organization; COPII-coated vesicle cargo loading. NCBI's taxonomy places the organism in Eukaryota, Metazoa, Arthropoda, Arachnida, Mesostigmata, Phytoseiidae. Gene Ontology annotation, molecular function: structural molecule activity; protein binding. The coding region runs from base 40 to 3258 and encodes 1072 amino acids. The record is from RefSeq and is a predicted model, not a curated record. Gene Ontology annotation, cellular component: COPII vesicle coat; endoplasmic reticulum exit site. The transcript is spliced from 6 exons.